AAAAAGUUCUUACUAUUACUUCAAAUGUUUCUUGCUACUCAGACGUGGAGUGUAGAUACUUCCGGUGUUGUGACUUUUACUUAGAAAUAAUUCCCAAAACCUCUUGUAUACGACCUCAGUUAGAACGGUUAAAUUCGGUAUGAUAUGAAAAUGACAUAAAUGUAAUUGUAUCAUCACAACUGUACCAUUGAAUGAUACACACGUUAUGCUGUAAAAGGAGAUAAAUGUUAUAGCGGAGUAAUACAAAGUUCCAACGUGUCCAUCUUUGAAAAAAUCGAAAGGAUACUCGAAUGACGAUAACAAUCAAAACUAUCUAGGUGUCACAUUCUAGAACAAUCAAUAUGGUACUGCUGGCGGCGGCAGUAUGCAACAGAUCUGGAAAAGCGAUCAUCUCUCGACAGUUUGUUGAGAUGACCCGCUCUCGGAUAGAAGGUCUCUUGGCUGCAUUCCCGAAACUGAUGAACACAGGCAAACAGCACACAUUUGUAGAAACUGAAAGUGUGCGUUAUGUAUACCAGCCAAUGGAGAAGCUUUACAUGCUGCUUAUCACGACAAAAGCAAGCAACAUUCUUGAAGAUCUGGAGACCCUCAGAUUAUUCGCUAAAGUUAUCCCAGAAUAUUGCAGAAUGAUGGAAGAAUCUGAGAUUAUCGACCAAGCAUUUCCUCUCAUAUUUGCAUUUGAUGAGGUGGUUGCCCUUGGCUACAGAGAAAGUGUAAAUCUGGCCCAAAUCAGGACAUUUACAGAGAUGGACUCACACGAAGAGAAAGUCUUUCAAGCUGUUCGUCAGACCCAAGAGCGUGAGGCGAAAGAAAAGAUGCGACAACGAGCAAAAGAACUUCAACAACAAAGACGGGAACAAGACAAACGAGGUGGACGUGGCCCUGGAUUUGGUGGAGGAUUUGGUGGAGGUUCAAGUAGUGGAUUUGGUGGCAGUUCUUCAAGUAGUUCUAUUGAUGCAGUACCAGUUGAACCUACUCCUAAAUCAACAUACACAGCUCCAAGUAGGCCUAGUUCAUCAGGCAAAGCAAUGAAGUUAGGCAGUAAGAGCAAAGAUGUCGAUACAUUUGUCGAUCAGCUCAAAUCAGAGGGCCAGCAGGUGGUAAGUGUUGCCCAGCAGUCAAAGGCCCCCACUGCAGUAUCCAAAGCCUCCACCCCAGCAGUUAAUCAAGAGAGUGUACACUUACGUAUGGAGGAGAAACUCAGCUGUACUGCAGGUAGAGAUGGUGGUUUACAAAACCUGGAAGUUCAUGGCAUGGUCUUAUUGAAAAUCUCAGAUGAAAAAUAUGGAAGAGUUAGGGUGGCUGUGGCUAAUAAUGACUCCAAAGGUGUCCAGAUUCAGACUCAUCCAAAUGUAGACAAAAAAUUAUUUGCGGCAGCAGGUCAAAUAGGUUUAAAAAAUCCCGCCAAGCCAUUCCCUAUGAACACAGAUGUUGGAGUAUUAAAAUGGCGCUUCCAGAGCCAGGAUGAGGCUUUCAUGCCCCUGUCAAUUAAUUGUUGGCCUAAUGAAAGUGGUAGUGGAUGUGAUGUCAACAUAGAAUAUGAACUACAAAUGGAAAAUCUUGAACUCAAUGAUGUUGUUAUAUCUAUACCAGUGCCGUCAGGAGUUGGUGCUCCAGUAGUAAACGAAUGUGAGGGGGAAUAUCACUAUGACAACCGCAAAAAUAUACUAGAAUGGACUCAUCCAGUUAUAGACUCAUCCAAUCUAUCCGGCUCAAUGGAAUUUUCCAUUGCUGGCCACCCAGAUGAUUUCUUUCCCGUCAAUGUAUCAUUUGUAUCUAAGAAACCUUAUUGUGAUUUAGAGUUAAAUGAUGUGCGACAAGUCGAUGGAGAAGCCUCAGUGAAAUUCUCAUCAGAAGUUUUAUUAUAUGUGGAGAAAUAUGACAUCGUGUAG
Messenger RNA from Owenia fusiformis, 1892 nucleotides. NCBI's taxonomy places the organism in Eukaryota, Metazoa, Annelida, Polychaeta, Sabellida, Oweniidae. The record is from the annotation of a GenBank genome assembly.